ACAGCUCUGCAGCAGGAUUACUGGGGCUGUGAAUACUUGUGCCACCUGGAUGCCCAUUUCUACAGCAUGCUGAGGUUUAUGGCUGGUGCAUGUGUUGUCAUAAAUAGGUUUUCAUGAUUUAGGUCAGAAGUUUUCCUUCAGCAGAUAUGUCUCGGCAUUGCAAAGUGUGGCGAAAUCCAUCGAUAGCUGAUCAGCUUCCCUGGAUUUCGCUGACGACCUUCCGUUUUUUUGCCUGAAGAUGGAAACGCUGGAGUCGGAACUGACCUGUCCAAUUUGUCUGGAGCUCUUCGAGGACCCGCUGCUCUUGCCCUGUGCUCAUAGCCUUUGUUUCAACUGUGCCCAUCGUAUCCUAGUCUCACACUGCACGCCCAGCGAGCCAAUUCAGUCCAUCAGCGCCUUUCAGUGUCCAACCUGUCGCUAUGUCAUCACUCUCAACCAGAGGGGCCUAGAGGGACUCAAACGCAACGUCACAUUACAGAACAUCAUUGACCGAUACCAGAAAGCUUCUCUAAGCGGACCUAAUUCUCCUAACGAAACUCGGCGUGAGCGUGCCGCCCCCGACAGCAAAGCCAUGACUUCUCCCGGUGACCGAGUGCAGUGCCAGUUCUGUGAGCAGGACCCUCCGCAGGACGCUGUGAAGACCUGCAUCACCUGUGAGGUGUCAUACUGCGACGAGUGUCUCAAGGCCACUCACCCCAACAAGAAGCCUUUCACGGGCCACCGUCUAAUCGAGCCCUUGCUGGACUCCCAUGUGCGAGGGCUCAUGUGUCUGGAGCAUGAGGAUGAGAAGGUCAACAUGUACUGUGUGACAGAUGAACAGUUGAUCUGUGCAUUGUGUAAACUGGUUGGCCGACACCGGGACCACCACGUCGCAGCCCUCGGAGACCGAUUUGACAAACUCAAGCACGCUUUGGAUUCCAACCUCAGCAGUCUAAUCAAGAGGACCAGUGAGUUGGAAAGUCUUAUGGGCAAACUUAUCCAAACCUGCCAGCAUGUGGAGGUAAAUGCGUCGCGACAAGAAAACAAGCUGCUGGAGGAGUGUGAUCUGCUGAUAAAUAUCAUACAGCAGCGAAGACAAAUCAUAGCUACCAAGAUAAAGGAUGGAAAGUCUGUGCGGCUGAGGAAACUAGCCCAGCAGAUAGCCAGCUGCAAGCAGUGCAUCGAGAGGUCCUCCUCCCUCAUCACUCAGGCCGACCACACUCUCAAGGAGACGGACCAAACACGCUUCCUCCAAACGGCUAAAAGCACCUGUGAGAGAGUUACUAUGGCAACGGCCUCCUCUCAAAUCCUGUUACCAGAAAUGAACCUGAAUGACACCUUUGAUACUUUUGCUUUGGACUUUACGAGGGAGAAGAAAAUGCUAGAAACCUUGGAUUACCUCACAGUACCGAAUCCACCAGUAAUCCGUGAGGAAUUAUGUACAGCUUCGUAUGACACGAUCACGGUUCACUGGACAUCAGAGGAUGAAUUCUCUGUUGUAUCAUAUGAACUUCAGUACGCCAUCUUCACCAGCCAAUCCAAUGUUGUCAGUUUGUGUAACUCUGCUGACAGCUGGAUGAUUGUACCAAACAUCAAGCAAAAUCACUACACCGUGCACGGGCUCCAGUGUGGCACCAAGUAUAUUUUCAUACUGAAGGCCAUAAACCAGGCUGGAAGCCGCAGCAGUGAACCAGGGAAACUCAAGACCAACAGUCAACCAUUCAAGUUGGACCCAAAGUCUGCUCACCGGAAGCUGAGGGUGUCUCAUGACAACCUGACGGUGGAGAGAGAUGAGACGUCUUCCAAGAAGAGCCACAGCCAGGACCGCUUCUCCAGCCACAGCAGCUACGGUGUCACGGGAAAUGUCUACAUCGACAGCGGCCGCCAUUACUGGGAAGCUCUGAUAGGAGGAAGCUCAUGGUUUGCAGUGGGCAUUGCAUACAAGUCAGCCCCAAAACAAGAGUGGGUUGGCAAAAACUCCGCCUCCUGGGUGCUGUCUCGAUGCAACAACUCGUGGGUGGUGCGUCACAACAGUAAGGAGAUGCCCAUCGAGCCUUCACCCCACCUGCGUCGUCUCGGAGUGCUGUUGGACUAUGACUCUGGAUCUCUGUCUUUCUACGACGCUGUUGGCUCUCAGCACUUGCAUAGAUUUGAUAUCUCCUUUGCUCAGCCAGUCUGCCCCGUGUUCAACGUGUGGAACAGGUGUUUAACAGUCCUCACUGGACUGCCCAUCCCAGAUCACUUAGAGGGGACAGACUACAACAACUGACACAACCUGUGCAGAUGCAUUUUGUUUGUUUACCCAAAAAGAUGCCAGACUGCCUGCAGCUCAUUGACUGUGAUGCCCACGAACUGUCGACAAAAUAAAAACGGUAACCGAACCAGAUGCAAUUAAUAGCCCAGGUGUACAUUCCUAAUCAAGCCUACGUUGACAUGAAUCGUAAUUAUUUAAGAAAUCAUUUACAAGCAUCUGUAGAUGUAUUUCUUUGCUUUGCACAUGUAUGUACAUUACACUGCUGGAUGGUUUUAAGGGUUUGCUUACAGUUUGAAAUUCAUGUUCAAAUAGGCUGCAGAAUUAUUUUCUUUUUCAAAGUUCAUAUUACACACAUUUCCAUUCACGUGUUAAGGGUGAUGAUAAACCUUUAUGUGUAAGUGACAAGCGGACUCUCCCACUCUUAUGUUUCUGGAAGGUUGUUUUAUUGGCUGUUUUAAAUGUAAUGAAAGAUGUUUUAAGUCAUAGCACUUUGAGAAGUUGUCACUAUAAAAUGUAUUCCUAAGCCACUUGUACCGUAAUGCAAAUGUUUCCUUUUUUAAGGAAAAAGCACUUAAAUAGAUCAGAUAACAAAACAAAAAAAACAGUUUUACACUUUAAUUCAGCAAUAUCCAAAUAUUUAUUAUCUGUAAAUGUGCAAGUACAGCUCAGCAUUCAUCACAAUUUUCACAUUAAAGUUUCUUUCAGACAAGAUGUAAUAAAAGUGACUUCAUUUGAUUACCUGUGUGAUUUGUCCUCCUCGUUACAGCAUGCUAAAAUUGUGUCUCAGUAAGAUGAUAAUUUAAUACGCUGUGCACUUGUUUACACUCAUUUGUAUUUGAUCUCUCAUUAAGGCUUGAACAAGCUCUCCCAACACCACAGUGAAAAGAAAACAACAGCACCAGCAUAGAGAACACUGUCAGUCUUACUUUACAGGACACACAUCGACCCACACUGAGCCAAAAUACAACUUUUGACAAGAUUUGCUUUGACAUCUCUUUUUGUUCUGGAGUAACGUGGCUUGAAUUCGGCAGCAUCCCCUUUCAACUAAAGUAGACAAGAGCAAAAAAGGAGAAAAAAAACUGAACUCUGUGUGACCUUCUCAUGAGACACCCUGCAGACAGAGCUUUAAUAUGUGAACACCACCUCCUCUAUGUUAUGCCACCAGGAUGUUGUUGGUUUUUGCGAUGCAGUUGUUUGUAAAAUAAUAAAUAAAUUUGUGU
This is a messenger RNA of Cottoperca gobio, 3453 nucleotides long. It is a transcript of the gene mid1, whose product is annotated as midline 1. The record is from RefSeq and is a predicted model, not a curated record. NCBI's taxonomy places the organism in Eukaryota, Metazoa, Chordata, Actinopteri, Perciformes, Bovichtidae. Bases 239 to 2248 code for a protein of 669 amino acids. The transcript is spliced from 10 exons. Gene Ontology annotation, cellular component: cytoplasm. Gene Ontology annotation, biological process: regulation of microtubule cytoskeleton organization. Gene Ontology annotation, molecular function: protein binding; zinc ion binding.